Messenger RNA from Cyclopterus lumpus (lumpfish), 2110 nucleotides. RefSeq names its product RUN domain containing 3b (gene rundc3b). The record is from RefSeq and is a predicted model, not a curated record. The transcript has 11 exons. Bases 1 to 1350 code for a protein of 449 amino acids. Lineage: Eukaryota; Metazoa; Chordata; Actinopteri; Perciformes; Cyclopteridae.
AUGGCGUCGCUUGGCGUGGGGCUGCAUGUCAUCCGCAGGCGUGGAGCAGGCAGGAGCGCCGUGGUGGAGAGGAGGAACCUGCUCACGGUGUGCAGGUUUUCAGUGAAGACGCUGCUGGAUCGCUCCUGUUUUGAGACAAUAGACGACUCCUCUCCAGAGUUCGUUAACUUUGUUUCCAUCCUGGAGCACAUCCUCAGUCAUCGACUCAAAGGUCAGACAACUUGGUUUGGCUAUGAGAGUCCACGGAGUUUCUGGGAUUACUUGAAAGCCGCCUGCAGCAAAGUCCCUCAUAAUUGCAUCCGAAGCAUCGAGAGCAUGGAGAAUGUGCGAUCUUCGAAAGCUAAAGGCAGGGCGUGGAUCAGAGUCGCCCUCAUGGAGAAAAGAUUAUCAGAAUACAUCUCAUCUGCACUGAAGGACUUAAAAAUCACAAGGAGGUUUUAUGAGGAUGGAGCCAUCAUGCUGGGAGAGGAGGCGGGGCUGUUGGCAGACACACUCAUUGGACUCAACACCAUUGACUUCAGCUUCUGCCUGAAAGGAGAGAGUCUGGAUGGCAGCUUCCCCGCUGUGAUCGACUACACGCCUUACUUGAAGUACAUUCAGAAUGCAGACAGCAUCAGCAGCGACGAGGAGGAGAUGAGGACUCUGGGGAGCAGCGGCAGUGAGAGCAGCACCCCGGACAAGAUGGCCACCGCGGCCUCCAUCUUCACAGAGCAGAGCAACUUGGUCAGCAAGUGCAAACGCUUUGAGCAGAAGUACCGAAUGUCUUUGGAGCAGAAGGGUUACCUGGAAGAGCUGGUCGGUCUCCGAGAAGCCCAGCUGUCAGAGGCUGUGUCUCAUAACAAAGCUCUUCAGCAGAGCCUAGCAGACACACACCUCUCCCACAAACUGGAGAAAGAACAGCUUGAGUACAUCGUACUGGAACUACAGGACCAACUGACGGUGCUGAAGAACAAUGAUUUGCAGUCCAGGCAAGAGUUAACGGCCCAUCUGACCAAUCAGUGGCCAUCUCCUGUUGCCUUGGAUACCAACGCUGUUGCCUUGGACACGCUGCUGUACAGGAAGAGCACGGGACAGUGGGGGGAGAAGUGUUUCCAGAGUCUGGAGCAGCUGUCUGUAGACAUGAGUCUCUCCCAGUCGUCUCUUGAACCCUCACUCACACGGAGUCUGGAGGGCCGGCGGACCGGCACACUCUGGCAUCACCAAGGUAAAGAGGAAACUCCAUCUCUAAGAGGUCUGUGUGGCUCCCUGACCUCAGUCGCCAGCUACAAGUCUCUGGCCAGCCUGAAGUCCAGCGAGUGUUUGGCCAGUCCUGCAACCGAGAUCAGCAGUCCAGGCUUCACCCCCUCCUAAUGAACAGAGAGCUAAAUACACAGAUCUUCACCAGGGCCAGAAAAUCCAGGAACUUUUCUAAAUGUAUAGGUGAUACUGAUUUGGAGACAUUUAUUGUAUGAAUGUGGAGCCCAGAGCUUUAACAGCUGGAAGUCAGGUUUGCAAGUUGAGAAUCUGGUGUAGCAUGUUCUUUGAAUUGUAUUACAACUCAAAAGCAGCUUCAUCAGACUGAAUAAUGUCCAAUUAAUGUAGCUGUUCAGUAUGGAGGAUCUACUUCUGUUACUUCAUCAAUGUGUUUCAAUUAUUUAGACUUGUUUAGAUCUGUGUAAGAUUGUAUUUUCUAUUUUAGGAAAUAGAUUUGAAUAAAAGUCAGCUGAACUAAGGUUGAAAGGUUUCCCAGGAGAUCUUAGCAUGCCCAAAAUACUGACUGUAGAUCUAAUACUGAUGGCCUCGAUCACCCUCCUUUCAUUAUGAAUCAUUUCCUGCAGUUGAAAGGGUUUUUCAUUAUUUUCUAUGCUGCCACUGCAUUGAUAUAAUAGUUUUUAAAAAAAAUAUUGUAAUCUAUUUCAUUUGACUUCCACUUUCGUCACAUAUUGCUGUGUCACAUGUAAGGUGUAAAUGUUUUUUAAUUCAUCAGGGGUAUGUCAAUGUUGUGCAUUAUGCAGUACCAUAUGUUUUGUUCUCAGGUAUUAAUCCCCAUGAUUAUUAUUCACCAUUUACUGCUAGGUUUACUUUAAAGUUCAGCUUUAUCAGACACAGAAUCCUGUCAUUAUUCACAUUC